Zootermopsis nevadensis is the source of this 846-nucleotide messenger RNA. RefSeq names its product synaptic plasticity regulator PANTS. The record is from RefSeq and is a predicted model, not a curated record. Lineage: Eukaryota; Metazoa; Arthropoda; Insecta; Blattodea; Termopsidae.
UUAGAACAUCAUUCUUUAUUCACCACUAAUAUAGUAGUCAAAGCGGAGGUGGCGGUAAAUUAAUUUUUGGGCGUUGUUUAUUUAUUAAGGUACCACUUCUAGAUAGAACAAUAAAACAUAUGAAUGUUGAAAAGUUACUCAACAGCAUGCACCUUAGCAAUAAGUAAUGUUGCUACCACGAUACGAUAGUGUUCAAUGACCAUCGAGUCUACACGACUAAAAACUCCGACGAACAUCAUCUUCAUUGUCGUGUUGGCAUAACUGUGCACAGAUGAAACCAAACUGUGUAUGAGUUUGUGUGUUAAGCACAGCAGAAGCUACUGAAGAAAGCAUAUAUUAGAAUGUCAAAUUCAGUUGCUGAGGACCAGGAUGACUGGAUGGUUAGACCAUGUAAUAUGUAUAAAGAGGAAUAUAGUGAGUGUACAAGUAUAAAGGCUCGUUUUCAUCAAUACUUCAUAUUUGGUGAAACUAUAGAUUGUUCACAGUGGAAAAGGGACUUCAACAGCUGUGUUCAGUGGAGAAAUAAACAGAAUGCUAAUGCACUGGAAGAGCUGGUACAGAGUGAAAAAGAACGCAGAUUGAAACGAUUAGAAGGUCACUAUAAGAACAAUGUCUGGAAGAAGAGGGUAGAACCUCCAGCUGACUGGAACAAGCCAUUGCCAGAGAGAUUCAUAAAGGAGUAUGAAAACACAUAUUUGUAUCACCGAGCUAAAGAAAUGGCAGACAAUAAACCUGAAGAAUUACAAAGAACUCUGUGUGUAUUAUCUUGACAUUUGAGAUUGUUAUAUAGUUUUGUAAUAGAAUAUUUGUAACUGUGAUUUUAGAAAUAUAAGACUGAAGAAAGUA